Trypanosoma brucei brucei TREU927 is the source of this 1758-nucleotide messenger RNA. RefSeq lists its product as hypothetical. The transcript has a single exon. Lineage: Eukaryota; Euglenozoa; Kinetoplastea; Trypanosomatida; Trypanosomatidae. The record is from RefSeq and is a predicted model, not a curated record. The coding region runs from base 1 to 1758 and encodes 585 amino acids.
AUGGGUGGUAUUCCUUCACGCGACGCGCCUACUACAUUGUUUUGCCUUCGGUACGGCACCCAUGAGGUAGGACUCAUUCCCCUCGUGUACCGCUACUUUCACAGUGAUAACAAGGAGUUGCGAGAGCAGUUUGUGCGGGUGCGUAAUGAUCCGAGCAUACGCUACAGCUUCAUGCGUAGCCCCGAGUAUCGUAUGGAUGAAAUACCAAAGAAAGUGUAUACAGAGAAGACUCUGGACAAGUUCCUUGAUGUUAUCGAUGAAUCACUUUACGAUUCCACAAGUGCGAUGCUCGCAGAUGAAGACGCGCCAUUCCGGCCCGUUCCUUGCGCCGUUUGCUUCGUGUAUGUUAAUGGUCGUGAGGGAUCUGAUUGUUUUUCAUUCUAUGGCCGCCGCAUUAAUAUCAUUGGUCACUUUGGCUGUUACGAAUCCGAGGAUAGGGUUAGUGAAGGCCCAUGCCUCCACGCCCGAAAAACUAUUUUGAAGGCUGCGGGUGAUCGCACGCUGGAGCGUGUUGUUACACUGGCCGCUAUGAUGCUCAAAGGGGAAUUCUUCCGCGCCGUUCAAACGGUGUGCCCCACGCGGGACCCACUGGCAAUGUUAAAGCGCCGACUGAAUCCCUUGAUACUUGUCGCCUCUACACCAUGGAACAGUUACCCCACCUUGAAGUUUGUUUACGAUACCGCCGUUAUUGCAUGGGCGUAUGGAAAGGAAGUCGUUGAGGCGGAUCCGCCGCGCCUCUCCAUGUACGAAAUUGAACAAAGCGGUGAGGGUGGCUUAUGUAUGCGAGUCAGUGGCUCGGUGCUUUUGUGGGCUGUUAUGCGCGUGUGUGAGACACUUACGCUUUCUGCAGUGCGUGGAUCCUGGGAGCAGUACGUGCUGGAUGACUUUGAGAUGCAGCAGAAGGAAAAAAUUGUCUCCCAGUGGCUUUCCACAAGCCCACAUGUAAACAGUUUCCUCGGGUCAGAAACAUUCACCGACCUCGUACAGAAACGACUGGCUACUCUUCUGCGGGAAGUUGUGCGCGCCCGUGAGACCCCGACAGAAGACACAACGCUGUGGGGUGAAUCACAGGAGUAUAGUCAUGAUGGAAAACUCUACCGUAUCUUCAAUUCCCCAACUUGCGGCCCUUUCCUUGCAACUGUGAAGAAGAAGGUGCCUAAGCGGGGAAGCAGCGCCAACACCGGCAAUGCAAGUAUUACAAGUGCAACUGGUGGUGACUCAGCGAGUGACCGGCGCUCCAGUGGUGUUCACCUCACGGACUCACCCAGCAGUGGUGGAGAAAAUAAAUCCCGCAGCUCCGGUCAGGGGAACCCCCGAUCCAAAAACAAUGGCAACCAACCUUCUGGUUUCCCCGCACACAACAAUGCUGGUCAGCCCCCGCAGUACAAAGAUGCUGUCAAUAGUGUUCUCCAGUCGCAGUUCGCAACAGCUGCGCAGCGUGUCGUGUAUCAAAUGCCGCCUCCCGUCGGCAAAACCUCUCAGGGCCAAGUGUCCGUUUCCCCUCAGAUGUCACCGCAGUUUGUACCGAUGUUUCAAACUGCACCUCCGCCACCCAUGCAGCAAUUUAGCGUUCCAUAUGUUGUAAUGGCGCCACCCGAGUCACAGCCGCAGCCGCAGCCGCAACCUCAACCUCAACCACAACCCCAAAUGGGAAUGGUGUUCCCAAGCACUGUUGCAAAUUAUGUGCUUUUGCCAGAUGGGCGGGUCGGAAUGAUCAACGCACCAGCGCCCCCCACUAUGGGCUUCUGGGGUCAGUGA